AUGCAGAGGUUGAACGUCGAUUCUAAUCAAAAUGUCGAAAAGACUAAUGACUUUCGAUAUAAUAAUUCAAAAUUGAACAAAAAAAAACGCCGCGGAAGGAAAAGUAGAUCGGAGAGAGAGAACACGUUCGAAGAUGUUAUCUCCUAUGUCGAGGAAAAAAGACAGGCACUAAUGGAAAAUGCAUUUUAUCAAGAAUUGGAAGAGAAUAUCAAAAUCAAAAUUCUCCCCCCAAACCGACCAACCCUCGUCGACAUCGUGUGUUACGGAAUAGGGAGCAUCGAAAAGUCAUAUAGAUCUCAAUAUCAAUUUGCGUUAUUGUUAAUUCUGAAGAACUUGCUCAAGAUAACGAGUAAAAUCUACGUGUACGAUCCCGUGUUAACCGAAGUUGACAUCGAGGUUUUGACUUAUUUCAAUGUAGAAUUAAUUAAAACUAAUGAGAAAGCAAAAAGAACUAUCUCCAAUCAAACUCUAUUCUAUAUGCCGCACUGUCCUCUUGGAUUAUACGAUAAUUUGAUCAGUGCGAAUUGGGAAAGAAAGAAGCUGGAAAACAUAAUCAUUUUCGGAAAUCGAUUAGAGUUCUAUGGUGAAAGCAUGACGAAGACCACAUUCAAUCGCAAGGCUCCAUACAUAAGUCAAAUAUCCUUGUCUAAAUUAUUUGGAUGUUCGCAUUUUCAACACGUAUACGUUUCCUUAACAAUCUUGUUAUUAUACGCAUUGAAAAUCCUCAAAAGUUUCCCUUUCCCAUCAAAUAUAACCACCGUAACAGAUAACAUCUUCAAUGACUUAAGCUGGCAAUGGUUUCGCAUGGGUAAUGAAGACGAUGAGGAUUUUGAAUUUUGGUGUGAGAUACAGAAAGUGGGUGAAGAUGAUUUAGAAGAUGAUUUGGAAAUAAUAUAA
Messenger RNA from Acaulospora morrowiae, 897 nucleotides. The record is from the annotation of a GenBank genome assembly. NCBI's taxonomy places the organism in Eukaryota, Fungi, Glomeromycota, Glomeromycetes, Diversisporales, Acaulosporaceae.